Molecule: messenger RNA, 2165 nt
Organism: Hydractinia symbiolongicarpus
Lineage: Eukaryota; Metazoa; Cnidaria; Hydrozoa; Anthoathecata; Hydractiniidae
Product: putative ankyrin repeat protein RBE_0319
Exons: 5
Coding region: 580-2070 (496 amino acids)
Cellular component (GO): nucleus; cytoplasm
Molecular function (GO): protein binding
Source: RefSeq, a predicted model, not a curated record
UACACUGUUUUAUUAAAUAUUUAUAGCGUGUGUCAUUUGUGGUAAGUUGAUUGGGUAUUGUGAAAAAAAAGUUAGAAUAUUUCUGUUAAAUAAUUUUAAAAAUAAUUCCAAGACAGAUUUUACGUAAAGGGUAAUAUCUUACGACUUAUAUACUGAACAAUCUUACUCAACAUUAAUAAAAAAACGAUACUUAAAAAACUUUUAAAGUUUCUGUAAUAAAAUGGAUUUAUCAAAAGUUCAGCUUGCUGCAAUGUUGGAAUGCAAGAUUUGUUUGGACACCUAUCAUCAGCCCAAACAACUGAACUGCGGACAUACUUAUUGUUAAGCUUGUCUAGAUGAUAUUUUAGUGUUUAUGGAAGAUGGAAGUGCUGAACUGCCUUGUCCAGUAAGAUGUACUAAAAAGACAAUAAUUACACAGGAAGAAACAACUUCCUCAUUAAUGACCGUGUUUGCAUUAACUGUCAUUUUGGACAAAGUGUCAACUGGUAAAAAUGUUAAAUGUUUAUGUCAGCAAAGUAAAGAAUGUAAGCAGAUAAGCAGCUAUUCCUGUACAACAUGCAGUGUAAAGAUCUGUGAAAAAUGUCAAAACCUUCAUUGUUGUUCCAACAAAUCAUAUAUCAAUGUCAUUUUCAAUCAAAAUUGCAAGAACUCCAACCAUUUUGUAAGCAACACAACUCGCUUGCAAAAUUUGUCUGUAUUGAUUGUGAAAAUUUGUUAACAUGUGUUUAUUGCAAACACCGACAACAUAAGAAUCACAGAAUCAAAGCGAUAGAUGAAUUUGGUGUGGAAGCCAAAAAGUGGUUUCAGUCGUUUAUUACAUCAUUCGAUGAAACAAAAGUGGUGUUGGAGAAGUUAACAAGAAAAUACAGUGACGCUCUAACAAAUUUAGAGAAAGAAAGGGAAGUAUUUGUUCAAAAAUUAAAAGAAAGAAAGUUAAAACGAUUAGAAGAGUAUCUCAAAAUGUUAAAUAAAGAAGAAGAAGAUCUAUUGCGGAUAUUCGAUGAGAAAUCUAAAGAAUUUAAAGCAAAAUUGACUUGUGAUGGUUUUGUCGACAAUAAGAAAGUACAAGAAUUUACAGAUUACGUUCAAACUUUUAAUUUAAAAUCUCAUUUUGAGUUAGUUACUGAAAAGUUGGAAAUUGAACGACAACUUCGCAGGCUAUCCUCGUUUCCAAGAACUAUCCCAACAUUCAGUUCACAUCUUCAUCAAAUGAACAAAGCAGAUAUUUUGUCAAAUCCAUUGGGCGAGAUGAAAAUUUCAAUUGAUGAAAUCACCACUGCUGGUGUAGAUCCCAAUAAAUGUUCUGUUUAUAGAAACUUGAUUGAUGAAGAUGAAACCCAACCAAACUAUGCCCAAUUAACAACUGAUCUAAUGAACUUGGUUGAAACUCUGAAAAAGUACGAGAAACCAAAUGUAAAUCCUCGUUCUGGAAAACAACAGCAGAAUGAUGUAAAGCCAAAAGGUUUCCAGCUUGCUAAGAAGAGUUACUCUUUUGAAGAACUUGAAAAAAUCAUUGAAAAUGGCGAUAUCAAGACAUUUCAAACAAUUCUUAUUGAUCAUCCAGAUAUCGUUAAAAUGAGAAGUGGUUAUUAUGAAACAACACUGUUGAUUAUAGCAGCACGUUACAAUAAACCAUCUAUAGUGAAAUAUUUGAUCGAUGCUGGUAGCGAUGUGUAUGCUGUGAAUAAAGAUAAAUGGAAUGCAUAUCACUACAGUGCAAGUUGUGGUCAUCGUGAUGUUUUGAAACUUUUAAUUAAUCAUGACGUAACAAACAUUAACAACGUAAACAAUAACAAUGACACACCAUUACAACUUGCAUCUUUUUUCGGUCAUACUGAUUGUGUGAAGUUGUUGUUGUCUAUACCACACAUCGAUGUCAAUAUACGAAACACUGACAAUAACACACCAUUACAUCUUGCAUCUGCUUAUGGUCAUAUUGAUUGUGUGAAGUUGUUGUUGUCUAUACCACACAUCGAUGUCAAUGUACGAAACAGAUGGAACGAAACUGCCUAUGAUGUUCCUUGUAAUAACACUAUCAAACGUUUAUUACAAGAACAUCAAAGAAAUUAAGAACAUUUUCAGACAAUUAUAUUUUUUAAUUUACGUAAGCAAAUUAUUAAAAGCAUAUAUCGUCUUUUUUAUUAGAACUAUAGAUUAUAGUAGAA